Molecule: messenger RNA, 5467 nt
Organism: Pimephales promelas (fathead minnow)
Lineage: Eukaryota; Metazoa; Chordata; Actinopteri; Cypriniformes; Leuciscidae
Gene: itga5
Product: integrin, alpha 5 (fibronectin receptor, alpha polypeptide)
Biological process (GO): cell adhesion mediated by integrin; angiogenesis; cell-matrix adhesion
Cellular component (GO): integrin complex; external side of plasma membrane
Molecular function (GO): integrin binding
Source: RefSeq, a predicted model, not a curated record
CUUGAGGGAGGACGCAGAAAGGAGAGAAGGGGACAGAUAGACGGAGGCGCGUUUAGAGCGCUUGGAAAAAUAAGGAUCAAGCUGAUACACUUCACCGAGGCAUGAGAUUUGCGUGAGCCAGCAUCUUCAGGAGGAUUCCGUUCAAGUGCCCCCUUUUGUUCUGAAAGAAGUUUAAUAAAGAAGUGGCUUGUGACAUAACGAUUACAAUGGGCUCCAAAAGGCAUCGUUCAAAGAUUUCAGCGUCUUCACACAACCCGAAAUGCUCUCCAAUGGGACUUUCACUCUUGAUUCUUCUACCUUUGUCUGUUGCCUUCAACUUGGAUGUGGAGAACCCAUCGGUGUAUAACGGACCCAACGGUAGUUACUUCGGGUACUCGGUGGACUUUUAUAUGACUGGGUCAAGUGUGAGUAUUAUAGUUGGAGCACCCAAAGCCAACACCAGUCAGCCCAACAUCAGAGAAGGAGGAUCAGUCUUCUACUGUCCGUGGAGCCUCAGCCAAUCACAAUGCAGCAGCAUAGAGUUCGAUAGACAGGGAGAUCUUAACGUGACUGUAAAUGGAACAACUGUGCAUCAAGGAGAGUUCAAAUCCCAUCAGUGGUUUGGAGCAACAGUACGAGUGCAUGAAGAUAGUGUGCUGGCUUGUGCCCCCCUUUACUCAUGGAGAACCAUGGCGGACAUACCUGGUGCUGAUACUACUGGCUCAUGUUUUCUGGCCGUCGAAAACUUCACCAAGUUUGUGGAAUACGCUCCGUGUCGCACAGAAUUUCAUGGAAGAAAAGGACAAGGCUACUGUCAAGGGGGAUUCAGUGCUGAUUUUACUCAGGAAGGAAAGGUGGUGCUUGGAGGACCUGGCAGUUACUUCUGGCAAGGCCAAUUGAUCACCGCAGUUAAACAAGAAAUCGUCAAGGCCUAUUACCCUGGAUACUUCUUGACAUCAGUGCAUGGACAGAUUCAGACCAAACAGAUAAAAGAGAUCUCAUUUGAUGACAACUACAUGGGUUAUUCAUUGGCUGUCGGCGAGUUCAGUGGUGAUGAUUAUGAAGACUUUGUGACUGGAGUUCCCAGGGGAGUCAGACUCCAUGGACAGGUUUCCAUUCUCAAUGGCUCUCUGGAGUUACUGAAGACUUUUACUGGAGAGCAGAUGGGUUCCUACUAUGGCUACUCGGUGGCUGUUACUGACAUCAACAAUGACGGAAUGACAGACCUGCUGGUUGGCGCUCCCAUGUUCAUGGUUCGUGACUCUGAUGGGAGGUUAGAGGAGUUGGGUCGGGUCUACGUAUACUUGCAGAAUGGACCUCUGGAUCUCACACCUCAGCUACCUCACCUCACCGGCACACAGACGUUCGGCCGGUUUGGCAGCUCCAUUACCCCUCUUGGAGAUCUCAACCAAGAUGGUUACAAUGAUGUGGCCAUCAGCUGUCCGUUUGGUGGGGAAAAUAAACAAGGAUUGGUGCUCAUCUAUAACGGACAUGCUGGAGGACUCAGGGAAAAGCCCUCUCAGGUGAUCACUGGCCAAUGGGCUUCUGCCACACCGUCAGCUCUACCUGCGAGUUUUGGUUACGCCCUUCGUGGAGGCAAAGACCUGGAUAACAAUGGCUACCCUGAUCUCAUUGUUGGUGCAUUUGGUCAGGACACAGCCUUUCUUUACCGGUCUCGUCCUAUUGUGAACACCAGUGCCACCUUGACUGUCUACCCAACUAUGAUUAAUCCUGAGGAGAAAGUUUGCCCCAUAAGCCGUGGGAACGAGACCCUCUAUGUGUCCUGUGUCAACCUGAGCUUUUGCCUAACAGCCAAUGGGAAGCACCUACCAAAUGAUCUCGAGUUUAACAUUGAAGUUCAGCUGGACCGCUUGAAGCAGCAGCAGAAGGGGGCCGUACGGAGAGCUCUGUUUUUAGACACCCAUCUUCCCGCUCAGAAGAGGACUAUGACUGUGCCAAACGGAGGCAGGAUCUGCAGCGACACUAAGAUCUACUUGCGGGAUGAGAAGGACUUCAGGGAUAAGUUGUCUCCCAUCUUCGUUGCGCUGAACUUCAGCCUGAACCCUCAAUCCGCGGCAGACAGACACGGCCUGCGGCCCAUCCUCAACUACCAGACGGCGGAGCUCAUCGAACAGAAAACCCAGAUUUUAUUGGACUGUGGAGAGGACAACAUUUGCGUCCCUGACCUGAAACUCUCCGUGCACGGGGACAGGAAGGAAGUGUACAUGGGCGAUGACAACUCUCUGACCCUGACUUUCAACGCGAAGAACGACGGAGGCGGAGCUUAUGAAGCCGAGCUGUAUGUGGUCUUGCCACCAGAGGCCGACUACAGCGGAAUAGCCCGCAAUAAUGAGAGUCUGACCCAGCUGACCUGCAGCUAUGAGACGGAAAAUCAGACCCGUUACCUCAGCUGUGACCUGGGGAACCCCAUGAAAUCAGGAACAAGCCUUUGGGCCGGACUACGAUUCACUGUACCACGUCUCAAGGACACACACAAAUUUGUGCAGUUUGACCUACAGAUCCGAAGUAAGAAUGAGAAUAACUCCCAGAGUGAAGUCGUCCCCUACAAGUUGGAGGUGGUGGUCCAGUCUGAUGUUAUUCUGCAGGGCGUUUCCAGACCAGACAAGGUCUUCUUUCCCCCACCAAACUGGAAGUUUACCAAGAAUGUAAUGGUUGAACAGGAUGUCGGACCCUCCGUACAGCACACUUACGAGUUGGUGAACAACGGGCCGAGCCGCAUCAGUCACACUCUACUUCAGCUCAGAUGCCCCAUGAGACUUCAAAGUAACAGGUUCAUUUACCCACUGGAGGUCACGACGGAGGGGCCUGUUAACUGCACCACCCACAACAUAGUCAACCCCUUGAACCUCAAGCUCCAGCAGUCUUCUACCGAGCAGACUCCUUUGCGAGACGCGGCACGGGAACACCACAUCGAGAAGAGGGAAACGCACAAGGGCGAGCUGUCUCAGCUGACCAAUCUGUCUUGCUCCAGUGUGGAUUGCUGGACUCUUACGUGUAACGUUGGCCUGUUGGAGCGAGGGACGAGUGCCAUACUGCAUGUUCGCUCGCGAAUCUGGGCAGAAACAUUUAUGGAGAAUACUUAUAAAAGCUUUAUUCUGGAGUGCCUUGCUAGUUACAAAGUGGAAAAGAUGCCAUAUGCCAUUUUGCCCAAGGUGACUCCUAGCGGUGCUAAAAAGUUGGUGACUCCUGUGGUCUGGAAUAAGCCAGACAGCACAUACGCUGUUCCUCUGUGGAUCAUCAUUCUGGCUAUUCUCGCCGGCCUUCUGCUGCUCGCACUGCUGAUCUAUGUCCUCUACAAGCUCGGCUUCUUCAAGAGAACUCCAUACGGCACCGCCAUGGAAAAAGCCCAGCUCAAACCUCAGGCUGCAUCCGAGGCCUAAACUACCCAAGAGCAUGCGGAGAACUCGUCCCAAAGAAUGUUCUUAACCAGAUCAUCCAAAGAGAAGGUUACUUGCUGUUUAACAAAGACAAAGACUAGACUGCAGUAGAGGAAUGCGGAGGAAAGAUCACUGGAUCUUCACUGUACUGCACUAGAUGACGAGACCCUGAGGACUUAAAGCCAAAUGAAUGUUGACAUAGUUUAUUUUAUCUUAUUGAAUUUCCUUGAUGUGGGUUUCCAUUUUUAACCACCACUCAUAGCCAACCACUUACAAACAGUUUGUGUUGAUCUUAAACCAAAGCUCAGGUUCACUUGCCUUGCCCGGCAGCAAAUGCUCAAGACAGACACAACCUGCACUAACAUUAAGAGUAUGUUUCAAUUUAUAACAGUUUUUUCAUUUUUAGAGUGUUAUUUCACUAAACACACACACGUUUAAACCCCCCCAAAAAGGUCUAUGCAGUAUUUCACAAUCAACCAAAGAUACUAAUACAGGUUUUGUUCAUUUAUUGUGUUUCGAAAGUGAACCUUCAUCUCCAUUUACCUGCUGUCUUUUAUUUCUUCUUCUUUUUUUAUGAAGACAUUUGAAAUGUUUUUAUGUUUUGUCAUGUGAUUUCUAUUGGAAUGGGUUUUCACUUCGAAUGAGAUGUUUUCAGCUCAGUCACCUCUGUAUCUUCAAAAGAAAACAAGCCAAGCUGGUUUCACUCUCAGGUGAUGGGGAUCGAGUGACGCGUUUCCGCAGAAAAUAUCAUCGGGAUCCAUCGCGGGAAGGCGUCCGUUCUUCCCUACUGAAUGUCAGCCGUUUCUGUCCUGUUAUCUCGGUGGUAGCGAGUGGCAACGUCGCCUUUUAAAAGUCAUCUGGGACACAACUGGAGCCUGUGAAACCUCACCAAUGCCUUGAAGCAGAGCUGUGCUUUGCCAUUACUCUAACAGACUCUUGGGCCAAAGAGCGGAAGGGUCGUCCCUCCAAACUUCUGUGGGUGAAGGGAGAACCACUGUGGACUUGAACGGAGAUUUUCCACAAAAUGUUGGUGCAAAAUGAACUGAAAGCAAACCUCUUCCAAGGCAGCAGGCCUCAUCCAGGGACUGAAUGUUGAAAUACACCUGUAUACUUUUUUCGUUUUGUCCGUUUUGUGUGCGUAUGGAUGUGAGAGAUUGUUGUGGAGUGCUAAAGUCAGAGUGGAAACGCCUCCGUACAUCAUGGUGCUGAAGUGGCGGAAUCGGACAGGAAGUAAAUGCAAUCACCCAUCGUGAAUCUCCUGUUUCAGCGAGUCGCCUAGAAAGGGAAAGCAGCUGGAACUGUGGGAUGCGUAGGAAAAUCUGUAUGGAAGUGCAAUAUUGUUGUAUUUUUUUUUUUUUUCCCAAGUUCAUUUUAAAUUGUUUUGUCGUGUAUGUUAAUACUAUAUUUUAGUAAGGUUCUCAGAAAUAAGGAUUAUUUGAAGACAACACCCAGUUCGAGGGUUGAAAUUAUCCCAGAUGUUUAGAAAACAGUGUAAUGUAGUCUAAAAAUACAGAAACAUGACUUAAUUGCCAAAAAGGUCUAGAUUUUAUUGGUAGAAUGUGAAAAUUUGAACUGCAUUUAUUGUAUAUGCAGGUUUUUGCAACCAAAUAUGGUUGUUUGAAUUGGUACACAACCAAAAACUGUCAGACACCACUUGAAUCUCUUUUGUACAUUUUUUUUUUAACAAAUUAUUUAUUCCUCCAAAAGUUAGAUUUUAGCCUCGUGAUUUUUGUAUUUUAGGCGGGAGGAAACACUGGGUAUGUCUUCAUUUUUUUUGUUUCUAUUUUUAAAAACUGCCCCAAACCUUGUUUGUGUUUUUUUUUUUUUGAGUUGUAAAUAUGUUUGGUGAGGAGAUUAUUUUAAUUUUCAGCUGAUACUGAUUUGACGUAUUUCAUCGCCCCAUAUUGGGGAGAAUCAGAGGGAUGUUCAAGUAAUUAUUUGUAUUUACAGUUUGCAUUUUAAAUAAAUCUUUCAUUUUUUUUUUAGUUUUUUUUUUUAACAACUUCUUACUGAUUUUUUUUUUUUUUUUUUUUAGAUGAUUUGGCAAUAAUUUGUAUGUGGGUUUUGAUAGUGCAUAAACGCACAAUAUA